Messenger RNA from Ambispora leptoticha, 1023 nucleotides. Lineage: Eukaryota; Fungi; Glomeromycota; Glomeromycetes; Archaeosporales; Ambisporaceae. The record is from the annotation of a GenBank genome assembly.
AUGGGAAAUAUAUCCUCAUCGCACACUGGAAUUCGUCGCAACAAGAAAAAAUACGUUCAAGCGUUAACGUCAACUAACGCUAAUCUACUAAAUACUUCUCAAGAUAACAACAAUAAUUUUUCUUUAUCAAACACGCGACAACAUCUUUCUCGUUCACUACUUGUUCGAUCUUUUGUUCAUAAUGAACAUCCACAACGUCCAAUUCAAAAAGAACACAAAUCACACACUUCAACUGAAGCUCAACACUAUUUAUCACAAUCAUUAGAACAAAUCAAGCAAAUGCAUGUGCCACAUUAUUUGAAUCAGUUUAUAUGGCAAAGUAAUUUUUCUUCUCCUGUUUAUGAAAAUUUGGUGGCAGGUGCAAGAUGUCUUGACGCUGGGUGUUCAAUAGGCGAAUGGGUACUUGACAUGGCGAGUCAAUACCCAAGGUCAGAAUUCAUCGGAUGUGAUGUUUCGACCAUUUAUCCGGCAGUUCAUGAAAUAAGAUCACGGAAUGCAAUGUUCGUACAAGCCAAUAUUCUCGAUGGUCUACCGUUCGAGGAUAAUUCAUUUGAGUUUGUAAGAAUGAGCCUAUUUUUCACCACUUUAACCGAAAUAGAAUGGUUAAAAGUUAUCGAAGAGUUAACAAGAAUUUUACGUCCUGAACCAGAUUUUGAUUUAUACGAUAUGGGACCAAAGUCAAAAGACUUAGUUAAUGCAUUACUAACUCUUUAUUCAAUGCGCGGCAUAAAUCCAAGAAUUACACAAAAAUUCGAAUUAAUUCUCGCCGCAGCAUCCGGACUCACCGACACACACCAUGAAAUACGAAACAUAGCGGUCGAUCCAUCAGACGGAAAAUCAAAAUUUCUACAGAAAGAAAUGCUGUCUUUAUACUUCGAAUCUAUCAAUACCUCAGAGAUAAUGGAGUACUUGGGCAUGAACGAGGAAGAAUAUCAAGAAUUAUGGGAGGAAUGUGAGCGAGAGUUUAUUGCAAAUCAAACUUAUUAUAAAUUGUACCGAAUUUGGACACAAAAGUAUUGUUAA